GUUUAUAAUUAGUAAAUGCUGUAGUUGCCCAUUAACAUGUUAGCAUGCUAGUUUUAGCAUUCAGCUCAUGUUAGCAUGCUAGUUUUAGCAUUCAGCUCAGAGCAUUAUGUAACAGUUGCUAGCUUUGACCAGUUUGAAGUUAUUUCCUGCCCCAAAAAUUGGUUAGCUAGAUUAGCAUUAAAUACAGAUUCCUCCUUCAUCACAUUAAUGCUCGUUUGAUUGACCGGUUUAGAGCUUUUUCCCCUACAUGAAUUAUUUCCUUGUAAGUCUCACUGCAUACUUUUUUACAGUAAUAAAGCUAAACUAGUGGUCAGUGGUCAGCUCUCCCAAAGGAACAAACAAGUUAUUGCUGCACCUCAUGGACCUUAAUACAAGCUUCCUCACUGCAUUACAGCAAAAGUAAUUUGUGCCAAGGCAGCCUGGUGCUAUAAUCCCCAGCAGUAGAAGGCAGAGGGGGGCAGGCUAACGUGAUUUCCUGGCUGUGGCCUAGACGGGACUCAGACCUGUAUUAUCUGGCCAUCAGAGAGACUUAGCUUCAACUGUAAUAUCUGUGUGGAGAGCAGGAAAUGGCCUUUGUGUUGCUGGCCAAUAUGGCCUGCGGAGAGGAAGCGAGGAAACAUGCACUGUGCCGUGCCGGCCCAUUGCAGCAGUGUUGUAGAGGAGUGGGGGUGUCGUUUGUUGUAAAGCCUUCCCUCCUUCACUAACAGUUCCCACAGGUGAGUUUCAUUAAAAAAGUGUCUCUCAUUUGUCUCCAUUUAUUUUUUUAACCUUAUAUUUGAUUAUGUAAGAGAACUGUGUUGCAGCACAGAGCUGCUUCUGAGUUUAAAAGAUUAAAGCAAACUCUAAGGAGGAAGUGUUUUGCAGGAUGGCGUGCUCACUCUUUUUCAUGCUAGCAGGUUUAAUGGAAAAUCGGAGCAGAGCUGAAGCAUUGUAGCUCACGGGGUUGAACAUCUGGGCUGCUGCAGCCGGAGGAGAGAGCAAGCUAGCACAUAAACAGAAAGUGUCAGGUCCACUGUACGUGCUCUCAUGUGUCGUACACUAGGACGGACGUUGACAAGCGAUUAUGACAAAGAUGUCCACGCUAAAAACACAGCGUCAGUCUCGAGUCUGUGCAGAUGGGCAGCUCCAGAGCCUCUACAGCCUGCUAAAGCUUCUUCCCAGUUUGUGUUGAAAAAGAAGAGACUCCUUUUUAGACAUAUUGAUAUUUGAGAUAUUUGUAGAAAAACUGGCGCAUUUCAGCCUCCUCCUCCCUCCUGAUGCUGGUAAAGCCAUGCAGAAACAAUGCUCAUUGACCUCAUGUUGGCCUGUUCUGUUGCCCCUGAACUUAAUUGUUUUGAUAUGUCUUUGCACGCUAUAUAACUGUGUAAUUUGAGAUCCAAAGAGAUCUCAAGAUAACCUUGUAAUGCAAUUGUGCACAGUCCUCAAAAUAUUAUCAGCAAGCCACUGACUGCACCUUUCCAGCUCUGUUCAGCUCCGUGUUGUGCCUAAACGCACACCAGUCGCUGAAACGAUACCCUCUUUUUUGUGUUUUUGGAUUUCAUCCCUCCGAGCUUUUGAAACUCUGUUAUCCGGGCGCAGCGAUGGCCGUGGGGGACAUGGCCAAGCGUAGGCAUGUGUGUGGGAAGUGAGCAGGCAGGCAGGCUGUCACUUAGCAUUACAGCACUUUCCACGCUCCCCAUGGGUGGCAUGAGGAGAGUGGAAAGUGAUAAGACAAGAGAGAAAGAAGAGUAAGGAGGAAGAACAGGACUGAAGCAAAUGAUAUACAGCAGCCCACACGCGCUCAGCCCCAGCAGCCCUGAGUCAAGGAAACUUGCUGUUUGUUUUUCUUCUGAUUAGACCGACUGCUGAAGACAAGCCCUCCGUACGUCACUGCUGACCUAAAAAUGCAGAGGAAGGGGUUAAAAAAUCACACAUAAUGUUCCUGUGGUGGGCUGUGGAUCAGUAAAUGAUGGCAAAACUGUGACAGCACUGUGUUGAAAUACAAGUUUAUAUAAAAUAGACAUAAAUGUUACUGUACGACUAUCACUGCAGGACAAACUGUAGUCGUAAUGUCCCACUUUCAUUGCUUAAUAGUGCAGACGUCCUCAGUGGCUAAUAAAAAAAGGACAAAUUAGCUGUUAGUUAAUUUGAUAGGUUCAUGUUAAAUGAUGGUUUCUCUUCUGUAGUCGUGCAUCAAAUUUGUCAUGCAGGAAAAAUCAGUGACAUUACCUGCUUUGUUUGUUUGCAGGCCAACUGUGCCUGCACGCAUGCAGAGAUGCUGUCUCCUAAAUGUCAGCUGUUUAAAGAUAUGCAAAUGUCUCGUCUUAGUGCUCUCGUCAGUCCUCGUCUUAGUGCUCAAUAACCUAUUCACAGACAGAUGCAGGGAAAUACGGCUCUGUGUUCUGUAUCCACGAUCAGCAUGGGCCCUUCUUUACGCCCCUUUGUGUAGUAAGCACAGAGUAGAACCGCUGUAUUGACUAUAUCGAUCUUUUACCAAUCUGUUCCUGCUUCACUGUUGUAAGCAUGACGUGUGAAAGAGUCGGUCCGUCCUCCGUGAUGUCCCACGAUGGCAUUAGAUGCUGCCCCCCCCAUGCUGGCACAAACCUUGAACAAAGGGAGAUUAUGUUUCCAUGGAUGCUGACGCAGUGGCACUCCUGCGUCUGAUUACUUUUGUUUAUAACCCACUGCUGUCCCAUGACAGGGGUUGCCUCAGUUUACCUCGGGAGCUGCCAAAUUUGGAUAAACCCUGUGGGAUACAGGAGCCCAUUGUAGUUUCAAACCAUCGUCAAAAGUGACAUGAUUAUAUACACAGCAGCAGCACUGUGUGGAUGGGAUAUGGGCCCUGUGCGCCAGCGGGAGUGGCAGAAUGUAAACAUUGACUGGGUGGCCCGUUCCCAGUCUCAAGUUGAGGCUAAAACUGAACUACAUAACUUCAAGUGAAAGCUGAGUUUGCUUUGUGUCUGCAUGAUGCAGUAUUAACUGCUGGUUUAAUUUCAAAAUUAAAUAUAUGAAUGGGUGGACGAGAGAUCCAACCACAACCAGGACAGGUUGUCUCUCUGUGACAGACUGGCGACCUGUCCAGGCUGUACGAUGCAUGCAGGGCACAGAAAGAGACAGACAACCAUUCACACUCUCGGGCACUUUAGGAUCACCAGUUAAACCCCUAACCUCGCUAACUGCACGAGUACCCGGAGAGAACCCACACAAACACAGGGAGAACAUGCAAACGACACACAGCCAGAUGGUGGAUUCAAACUCGCAACCCUGUUUGCUGCAAGACAGCAAUGCUAACCACCUUAGAGAGAUAUUUUAUAUCAUGUAAAGUUGAAUCAGGAAGCACAGAAGAAGAAUUCAUGGAAAUCAAAUCAGUACCGGAAUACAUGGAAUGUCCCAGUAGUUGGAAUUUGAUGAAACAGGAAUACUAGAUAAGCCGCUAACGGCAAUCUUUGCUACAAUCCUUGUAAAUAUUUGAAGCGCUCAUGCAGAGGGAGUUUUGCCCAAUCUGAUCUCAGCAUAAAUACAUUUGACGUAGCAUUUAGGGGGUGCAUUUGUUCAGCUGUCAGAGUGCAUUUGGCCCAGGGGAGCUCUGAACCUUUGGAGUCAGACUAGCAUCGGGCUGAUUUCUGUAGAAAUAAUAAAGCAGACAGUGUUGGUUUACAGAGGGCAGAGAAACGUAAGAUUGAAAUAGAUACAGAAGGGGGUUAAAUGAGGUCGGAAUGAAAGAGUUUACCGGUGCAUAAAAGAGAGCAAUGGGAAGCACGGAGAAGGUGAUUUGAGUGAGCACAGGGCUCGAGAAAGGGGAAACAUAAAAAGAGUAAGUGAGGCAGAGAAAGUGAGCACAUAUGAUAGGCAGGAAGAAAGAAAGGAAAGAGGGAGAGGGAAGUGCGGGAGGUUGGUGCUGCAGCGUGUAGAGUUAGCCCACUUAGAAGUAAAACAUCUCUCUGCUGCGCCUCUGCUGGCAUCUGCCACCACUGAACACAGCUGAAGCCCAUCUGAGGAGCUCCUCUGUCAGCCUUCCAAACCCGACAUGAGACACACGGCACGCCGCGGCACGAAGACGAAGGAGUGAAGCAAACGGGAGCUGGCUCCGGGGCUUGAAGUGAGAGAAAGGAGCAGCACAAAGACCAACGGGAUAAAGGAGCAGAAACGUCCGUGUCAUUAGGCUGCACGCUGAUCAUCAGUCAUUCCUCACGCACUGAAUCAGUCAGGAGCAGAAGAGACAACGAUGAUCAAGUCCAGCUGGUUCUAUGUCAAGUUCAAGUACAAUGAGAAGCUGAAGCCAGGGCAGAACAACUGUAAGGACAGCGACAGUGAGAGUGUAAGCGAAGAGUCCAAGCCUUCCUUCAGGAGCAGCUCCAGAGACAGACUGACAGACUGCGACACUGAGAGUGACCAGGACGGCAAGGUCUCCGAUGCCAGCUCCGAGAAAUUUUUCAGCACAGCUGCAGUUAAAGUUCCAGAUUUUGGCAUCGAUGUGCUCUCCACCAAUGGCAGCCAGGAGCCUCACGGCCCAGGCCUCCUCAAGGUGUCAGGCCUAGAACGCAGUCAAGAGAGGAGCCAGGAGAGUUGCAGAGACAGCCAGCUGCCUGUACCCAGCACCCCCAAUCCACCUUUGUCCCCCCCAACCCUCCCCGUGUCACUGCCCCAGCCAUCCAUCCCCCAGACCCCGUCCCCUCUUCGAACCCAGCCAAACGGGCCCACUCAGCCUUCAAACCACCUGCCCCCACGCUCAGAGGCUCUUCCCAGGCCUCAGUCACCCGCAGCCCUGCCUCUUGCCCAGGGCCAAGAGCCCUCACCAACCCCCCCUCCCCGGCACCAGCACCAGCCUGAAGUGCUAUCCCACCCGAGGCCUCCACCUACACCUAGCCUUCACCCACACCCACCAUCUCCCGCCCUUCCGAACCACCACUCUCACCAGCAGCACCCCAUCCAGUCAGGGUCUCACCGGCCCCCAUCGCGCUGCCACCCCCGACCCCUUUCUGCCUACAACAGCCUCAGCCUCAACGGCCACAGCAGUAGCAGGAGCAGCACCCCAGGCACCAAGCCCCACGGACCCCCUACGCCCUCCCUGCACCUCCCCCACCACCCACCGCCUCCUCCGGCAGCCGCUGCAGCCUCCACUUUUCCCUUGGCCUUGCCCACUAACCAGAAUAACCCCCACAGCUUCCCGUCUGCCUUGCAGUCGUCUCCACACCCACACCACCCCAAUAUGUUUGCUCCUCCAGCAGCCUUGCCUCCACCGCCACCAUUGACGUCUAGCACCCUGCCAGUACCCGGACAUCCUGCUGCUGGGAGUGCCUACUCAGAGCAAGACCUUCUGCGCCAAGAGCUCAACACCCGUUUCCUGGCGUCCCAGAGCGCCGACCGCGGUGCCUCGCUUGGCCCCCCGCCCUACCUGCGCACUGAGUUCCACCAGCAUCAGCACCAGCAUCAGCACCAACACACCCACCAGCACACCCACCAGCACACCUUCACGCCCUUCCCACACGCCAUCAUGCCCACCCCAGCACCGCCCAUGGUGCGUACCCCUGCCAGAAAUUUUGACAAAUAUCCAACAAAAGUCGACCCCUUCUACAGACACAGUCUCUUCCACUCCUACCCUCCAGCCAUGUCUGGCCUUCCCCCUGUCAUCCCCCCAACCGGGCCCUUCAGCUCGCUGCAGGGGGCCUUUCAGCCCAAGACCUCUAAUCCACUGGAUGUUUCCGCAAGACCCGGAGCCGUCCCACACACGUUCUUACAGAAGGACCCCAGGCUAACGGAUCCGUUUCGGCCGAUUCUCAGGAAACCGGGGAAGUGGUGUGCCAUGCAUGUCCAUAUUGCCUGGCAGAUAUACCACCACCAACAGAAAGUAAAGCAGCAGAUGCAGGUCGACCCUCACAAGCUAGACUUCGGCCUCAAGCCCGAGUUUCUGAGUCGACCCCCGGGCCCCAGCCUCUUUGGUGCUAUCCACCACCCCGGCGACUUGGCGCGGCCCGCCACGCUUUUCUCCGCUGCAGGUCCUACGCACCCAUCUGCAGCUCCCUUUGGCCAUCCACCGCACCAUCCUGGAAACUUUCUUCCUCCAGCAUCUCAUUUAGAGCCUUUCAGUAGGCCUCCAUCGUUUGGAGGACUGGGAUCUCUCAGCUCGUCGGCCUUCGGGGGAUUGGGCAAUCCAGCACUAAAAUCCCUAACAGGGGCCAACUCGGUGUUUGGCCACAAAGAUGGCCCAAACGUGCCACAGCACUUCAACAGCAGCAGUAACAACAGCCACCAGGAGCCGUGGAACCGCCUGCAUCGCACGCCACCUUCGUUCCCCACGCCGCCACCCUGGCUGAAACCCGGAGAGUCUGAGAGGAGCGCGUCGGUGAGCUCACACGAGAGGGACCGAGACUCUGACAAACGGGACUCGUUGGUCAGUAAAGAGGACAAGGACAGGGACUCUGUUGAAAAGCGUCAUCCCAGCCAUCCGUCCCCGGUCCCCGUCAAUCCAAUCAGCCUUCUUAGCCACAGCCGACCUCCUGAGCACCACAGGAACCACCUGCCACCUGCUUCUGGAGAGCCUCAGAGGGAGAAGGAGAACAAGGCCAAAGAGAGGGAAAGGGAGCACUCGGAUUCAUGGAAAGACAACGGCACAGACGACCACAAGCUCAAGGACAGCCAGCACAGUGACAAGGACACGCCUGUCAUCCAUGACGGCCGAGCGUCGGAGGACAAAAUGUCAAACAGAGGAUCGGCGUCACCCUAUGUCCGGCAGACCAGCUUGGAACGUCCCAACGGUGGCCUGACAAGGGAUGUCCUGGAGAAGAAGGCGGAGCUGCCAUACGAGCACCAGAAGAAGAGCAGUGAGGUGAAAGUAAAGGAGGAGAGGAAGGAGGAGCAGGAUGGAGGCGCAGAGAGGGCCAGUGAGCACCUGCAACAGGCGUCCUCCACCCCUAAUCUCCACCCUCCCUCCUCAGUGCCUGUGUCCAUGGGCAUGCCCGUUGUCCACCCCAUCAACAGCAUCAGCAGCCUAGAGAGAACUCGAGUCGUGGCGCCCUUUAUGGGUAUCAGUCCCAUCCCAGGAGCUGACAGAUUCCCCUACCCUCCCUUCCACUGGGACCCAAUGAGAGACCCCUACAGGGGCCUGGACAUUCACAGGCGAGACCCUUUGGCCAGGGACCUGCUGCUGAGGAACGAUCCUCUGCACCGGUUGGCAGGGCCGCGCCUGUACGAGGCAGAGCGCUCCUACAGGGACCGCGAGCCUCACGACUUUAAUCGCGACCACGCCCACCCCCUGGCCCUGGAGCAGAGGAGGGAACAGGAGCGCGCCCAACUGGAGGAGCGCGAUCGCCUCAACAUGCUCCGAGAGGACUACGAGCACGGGCGCCUCCACCCCGCGGUGCACCAUCCCGCCCUCGACGGACACCUCCCCCACCCUGCCCCGGGCCUCAUGGCCCCCGGACUCGCUGGCAUGCACUACUCCAGGGUGAGUCCCUCAGCCGCAGCGGCAGCAGCUGCCGCCGCCGCAGCCGCAGCCACCGCCCAUCAGAAUGGUAUCCUGAACAAAACGCCACCCACCGCAUCUCUGAGUGCACCGCCCCCACUCAUUCCCACACUGGGCGCCCGGCCCGGCUCGCCCAGACGGACUACUCCCCUGGGCACAGAUAUCAGAGACAGACCGGCUCACAAAGACAUCGAGGCGCGGUGAGGCGAGCAGACGCGGUGGCCCUGCAGCCCUGUGCCUCACCAACACUGAACUCACAACCAAGCACUUAGCUUUGGCAAAGCAAGACUGUAACAUAGCUGUGAAUAAUUUAUGUGGGCACACAGAUGCCCAUGCAAUGAAUCGUUUUUGUAUAAAACUACAAAGAGACAAUAAUCAUGGAACAAAAAAAAGCUUUUUUUCAGAGAUUUUGUUUUCCCGUUUUGCUCCAGCUUUCCGUGUGCAUUCUUUCUCUUGUAUAGAAAAGUGAUGUGGAGUCAGAAUGAGCAACUUUGGAUUGUACAGGUACUUUAGCACUGAGUGUGUAGAUAAUGUGUACAGUCGCUGUGCUCGCCCUGUACGGAUUCAAAUUCAUGGUACAAAUAUGCAAAAGAGUGUUUCGAAAGCUUUACUUUGACAGAUGUAAAUACAGGAGUAUGAUUCAGAAUGUGCUUUUUGCAAUUUCUUUAUCGUUUGGUUGACGCAGGUGAUUCGCAUUGUACCAGAUCCCCAGAUUCAACUAUGCAACAAAUGUCUCGGUUCCCUUUCUGAAAGCUGGCCUUCAACACUACUGACUGCGUGCCACUGUGUACCAUUCAAGGACUGUAUUCUCUCCACAACGCAGACUUGACAUUAACUUUGCGUCCGUGCUGACAGAUGCAGCUUUAACUGAUCCGCACAGGGUUUCAGAUUUAACAAAAACAAAAUGAUUUUUGUCUUAGAAUAAUCUGUGGUGACAAUCCCAUUGAACUGAAUAUUAAAUUGUGAUGUAAAAAGCCAGCAGCACAAAUGUGUGGAUGGAUUUUUUUGUUGUCCUCUUGGUUAACACCAGUCUUGUUCUGGGGAGAAUGCAGCGCAUUAAACACCAUGAUGGCACAUUAGCCCUAGCGGAGGAGUGUAAAGUACAUGUUUCUGUUGGUCAAACAGUGUAUUAAAGUGCUUUCCUAAGUUGUUGUACCUACAAAAUCAAAAUACAAAAAAAGCAAGUCUCAACCAUGGACGGUUUGUUUCUAACAAGCAGAGAUCUAUUUUAGUAGUCCACUGAAGGUUUAGUUGUGCGCUUCAAACUCUGUGAUAUCAUGUCGUGCAGUGUUUUUUAAUCCAACAUGAAAUUGUCCACCCGAGCCAUAGUGGUUAGUCGAUACGUAUCGCAAAAAGAUUGUUCAACGAGAAACCUUUUGCUGUUUACCGUGUACAGGGGAAAAAACGAAGUCUUUCUAGAUCGUGUACAAUGAGAAAAAAUGAAGCGACUGAAUCUUCAGCAUGCUCCUCAUUUAAACUUGUGUUAUGUAAAUUGUGCCAUGUUAUUAAAAAAUGUGUACUAA
This is a messenger RNA of Haplochromis burtoni (Burton's mouthbrooder), 8964 nucleotides long. It is a transcript of the gene auts2a, whose product is annotated as activator of transcription and developmental regulator AUTS2 a. NCBI's taxonomy places the organism in Eukaryota, Metazoa, Chordata, Actinopteri, Cichliformes, Cichlidae. The record is from RefSeq and is a predicted model, not a curated record. Bases 4205 to 7645 code for a protein of 1146 amino acids. The transcript is spliced from 17 exons.